This is a messenger RNA of Ceutorhynchus assimilis (cabbage seed weevil), 375 nucleotides long. The record is from the annotation of a GenBank genome assembly. NCBI's taxonomy places the organism in Eukaryota, Metazoa, Arthropoda, Insecta, Coleoptera, Curculionidae.
AUGGCAAUCAAAGACCUCCUGUCGGUAAUCAAAAAAUUCCCGCACCACUUCAACGAAACCACAAUGUUCAAGGGCACCAAAGAAGCGGAAAAACUCAAAGAAGAAUUCCGACGACAUUUCCGCAACAUCACAAGAAUCAUGGAUUGCGUGGGUUGCGACAAAUGUAGACUCUGGGGCAAAUUGCAGACGCAAGGCUUGGGCACGGCUUUGAAAAUUUUGUUUAGUGGUCAAUUUGAUUAUGAUACUGCAGGGAAUUUGGUUAAUAAAAACGAGAUGCAUUUGCAAAGAAAUGAGAUUGUGUCUUUGCUGAAUGCAAUUGGGAGAUUAUCUACUAGUAUUUAUAAGUUGGACGAUUUUAGGCAAAUAAUAAGCUAA